Molecule: messenger RNA, 3265 nt
Organism: Apodemus sylvaticus (European woodmouse)
Lineage: Eukaryota; Metazoa; Chordata; Mammalia; Rodentia; Muridae
Gene: Rrn3
Product: RRN3 homolog, RNA polymerase I transcription factor
Exons: 17
Biological process (GO): transcription initiation at RNA polymerase I promoter
Cellular component (GO): nucleus
Molecular function (GO): RNA polymerase I general transcription initiation factor activity; RNA polymerase I core binding
Source: RefSeq, a predicted model, not a curated record
UUAGAGAAUGAGUUCUUCAAUUCUCCCCCCGAGAAAAAACUGUUCGGUUUGGUGGAACUGUGGACAGAAGUCUUACUGAAAUACAAAAAGGGUGAAACAAAUGACUUAGAGUUGUUGAAGAACCAGCUGUCUGAUCCUGAUAUAAAGGAUGACCAGAUCAUCAACUGGCUACUGGAAUUUCGUUCCUCUGUCAUGUACUUGACAAAAGACUUUGAGCAACUUAUAAACCUCAUAUUGAGAUUGCCCUGGUUGAAUAGAAGCCAGACAGUGGUGGAGGAGUAUUUGGCCUUCCUUGGGAAUCUUGUGUCUGCACAGACUGUCUUCCUUAGACCAUGUCUCAGCAUGAUUGCAUCUCAUUUUGUACCUCCUCGAGUAAUUGUCAAGGAAGGUGGUGUAGAUGUUUCAGAUUCUGAAGAUGAAGAUGACAAUCUUCCUGCAAAUUUUGACACAUGUCACAGAGCCUUGCAAAUAAUAACAAGAUAUGUCCCAUCGACACCAUGGUUUUUAAUGCCUAUACUGGUAGACAAGUUUCCAUUUGUGAGGAAAUCAGAAAGAACACUGGAAUGUUAUGUUCAUAACUUAUUAAGGAUAAGUUUAUAUUUCCCAACUUUGAGGCGUGAAAUUCUGGAGCUGAUUAUUGAAAAGUUACUCAAGUUAGAUGUGAGUGUAUCGAGGCAGGAUAUUGAAGGUGCUGAAGAGGCAGCGGCUCAGACUGGAGGUGGGACAGAUGCCACAGAAGGCCUCUUUAAUAUGGAUGAAGAUGAGGAGACUGACCCUGAGAAGAAAGCUGACCAGGAGCGGCCUAGCCAGAUGGCUCAUCCCACCGCAGAGCGCCUGGACAUCCUGCUCUCUUUGCUGCUGUCCUACAUUGAGGAUGUCUGCCGUGUGCAUGGUAAAAUUGAUAACAAUAAAACAAAGGAUUUAUACCGUGAUCUGAUAUCCAUCUUUGACAAACUUGUGUUGCCAACACAUGCCUCCUGCCAUGUACAGUUCUUCAUGUUUUUCCUUUGCAGCUUCAAAUUGGGAUUUGCAGAAGCAUUUUUGGAACAUCUCUGGAAAAAGUUGCAGGAUCCAAAUAACCCUGCUAUCAUCAGGCAAGCUGCUGCAAAUUACAUUGGAAGCUUUUUGGCCAGAGCUAAAUUUAUUCCUCUUAUCACUGUAAAGACAUGCCUGGAUCUUUUGGUUAACUGGCUGCACAUGUACCUUAAUAACCAGGAUUCGGGGACCAAGGCUUUUUGUGACAUUGCACUCCAUGGACCAUUUUAUUCAGCCUGCCAAGCUGUGUUCUACACUUUUGUUUUUAGACACAAGCAGCUUUUGAGUGGAAACUUGAAGGAAGGUCUGCAGUAUCUUCAGAGUCUCAAUUUUGAGCGCAUUGUGCUGAGCCAGCUGAACCCGCUGAAGACCUGCCUGCCGUCAGUGGUUGAUUUCUUCGCUGCUGUCACAAAUAAAUACCAGCUUGUGUUCUGCUACACCAUCAUGGAGAGGAACAGUCGCCAGAUGCUCCCCGUUAUUCGAAGUACAGCUGGUGGAGACUCUGUGCAGACAUGCACCAACCCACUGGACACUUUCUUUCCCUUUGACCCUUGUGUGCUUAAAAGGUCAAAGAAGUUCAUUGAUCCCAUUUAUCAGAUUUGGGAAGACAUGAGUACUGAAGAGCUGCAGGAGUUUAAGAAAUCCACUAAAAAGGAGCUGGUGGACGAUGAAGACGAUGACUUUUUGAAAGGCGAAGUGCCCCAGAGUGACACAGUGACCGGCCUUACUCCGAGCUCCUUUGACACCCACUUCCGAAGUCCUUCCAGUAGUGUGGGCUCCCCUCCUGUGCUGUACAUAGCAGACCAGUCUCCAUGCCUCUCCAGGAUCUGUGACUGAGCUGUGCUGCUCUCCCCAGCGCCUGCCCUCCUCCACUGACCCUACAUUGGACUAGUCUAUGCCUCAUGUGUCAGUUUCCAUGUUGAGCUUUGGCCAGCAUCUGAAGGGACGCAGGUUGUGUGUUUGCAGUUGUCCCCUGUGGACAUAAGGAAACUGAGUGUCAUGUGUGAUAUUUCACGGUGGACAUGGCAGUCGGCACCUGUAGCCUCUAACUGCUGGCUGCGUGCUACGUCAGCCACAGCCUGGCGGGUGACCUGACAGGGGUCCUUUAUCAGGACCACAGUCACAUGACUUUGUUGGUCUUGUUUGGUGAGAUGUCUUCUAAGAUCAGCACUGCCUGUGAAUACUUUUAACUGUAUCCUGCUCACAGUAGUGUAAUGGUUUCCUUCUGACUGGAGGUCUGUUUGUGUUGUCCAGUGCAUGGGAGAUGCUGGGCAGAGGUGAAACUGAACAUUUGUGCUGGCUUCACGGAGGGGACAUUAAGGACUGCAGAGAAGCCAGGUGGGAAGAGAAGAUUCAGAGAGACACAAAAGGACUUGUGCAGGAUUCCAUAUAAACCCAGCUGCAGCAGCUGCAGCUCAGGUGGCCUGAAGCAGGCCUGGGUGUUUGCCAACCAUCCCACAGCUUACACAAGAGGGGUUCAGCCAGGAGAGCUGCUGUUAUAGGAAACAGCUAACCCUGCUCUGUAGCAGGGCUGUGUGAGGAUUGUGGAGGUUGGCUUCCCUUGAUCCUUACAUGUAAACUUACGUAUUUGUGAAAAUGCCCCUUUAAGUAUAUUUAACUUUUUGCCACUUAUAUUUAUUUAAAGUCAAGUAAUAUUUUCUUGGUCCCAAUAUUUUUUAAUGAACUCCUCUCAAGGUUUAUAUACCCCUGUGCAAUGAGACUGAUGCAGAUCCCCGACUUUCAGUCUGCCUAUAAUACCUUUUGGAACAAAGAAAAUUUUAUUGCUUUAAAAAGCUUUUAUACGAGACAGGCAAAUCCCUGAGUUCCAGGCCAGCGUUGGUAGCAAGUCAUUAGGAAACCUCAAGGUUCUGUCUUGUCUUUCUUUAACUGUGUACCCCUGGCUAUCCUGGAAAUCACAGCUCAGGCUGGCCUCAAACUCAGAUCUGCUUGCCUUCAACUCUGGAGUGCAGGGAGUUUGCCCCACCACUGCCCCAGUCAAGGUUCUUUUUUAACUGCUGACUGAAAAUGGAAUGAAAUUGGACCCAUAGAUACUGAUGGGAUGUCAGGUUUGGAAAGUAGCUAGAAUGUAGAUGGUGUGUUGACAAAUAAACCUCUUAGGUUACAAAGGAGUUUGGGGGGAAAAUUGAUUGUGAAAAUGAAAGUCCAGCCUAGCUCACCUGGCCUCCCUGCUCACCGACGUAGGCUUCAAUAAAGACUCACCAUGCCUCUA